This is a messenger RNA of Owenia fusiformis, 1391 nucleotides long. NCBI's taxonomy places the organism in Eukaryota, Metazoa, Annelida, Polychaeta, Sabellida, Oweniidae. The record is from the annotation of a GenBank genome assembly.
UCCUGGCUUCCUUCCUUCCUUGCUUCCUCGCUUCUUUCCUUCCUCGCUUCCUUCCUUCCUUGCUUCUUUCCUUUCUCGAUUCCUACCUUCCUUUCUUCCUCGCCUCUUCUUUUCUUGCUUCCUUCCUUCCUUGCUUCCUCGCUUCCUUCCGUCCUUGCAUCUUUCCUUCCUCGCUUCCUUCCUACCUUGCUUCCUCGCUUCCUUCCCUCCUUGCUUCCUCGCUUCCUUCCUUCCUCGCUUCCUUCCCUCCUUGCUUCCUUCCUUCCUUGCUUUUUUCAUUCCUCGCUCCUUUCUUUCCUCCUUCUUUUUUCCUCGCUUUCUUCAUAAAUUUCUUCCUCACUUCCUUUCCUCCUUUCUUCCUUGCUUCAUUCCUUCCUUCCAUGCUUCCUCACUUCCUUCCUUGCUUUCUUCCUUGCUUCCUCGCUUCCUUCCUUGCUUCCUUCCUUCCUUCUUUCACAUCCUUCCUUCCUCGCAAUCUUCCCUUCCUCACUUCCUUCCUACCUUGCUUCCUCGCUUCCUUCCUUCCUUGCUUCAUUUCUUCCUUGCUUCCUCGCUUCCUUCUUUCCUCGUUUCCCUCUUUCUUUCCUUGCUUUUUUCCUUCCUCGCUCCCUCCUUUUCCCCUUCUUUGCUUCCUCGCUUCCUUCACAAAUUUCUUCCUCACUUCCUUCCUUUCUUCCUUCCUUCCUUGCUUCAUUCCCUCCUUCCAUGCUUCCUCGCUUUUUUCCUUGCUUUCUUCUUUCCUUGCUUCUUCGCUUCCUUCCUUCCUCACUUCCCUCCUUCCUUGCUUCCAUCCUUCCUCGCUUCCUUGUUUCCUCAUUCCUUGCUUCCUCGCUUCUUUACUUUUUUUCCUCGCGUCCUUCCUUUCUCGCUCCAUUCCUUUCUUGCUUCCUCGCUUCCAUCUUUCCUCCUUCCUUGCUUCCUCGCUUCCUUCUUACCUUGCUUCAUCGCUUCCUUCCUUCCUCACUUCCCUCCUUCCUUCCUUGCUUCCUUCCUUCCUCCUUUCCUCCUUCCUUGCUUCCUCGUUUCCUUCAUUCUUUCCUCGUGUCCUUCUUUUCUCGCUUCAUUUCUUCUUGCUUUCUUCCCUCCUUCCUUCCUUGCAUUCUCGCCUUCUUCCUUCCUUCCUUACUUACUUCCUUGCUUUUUUCUUCCUUUCUUUGCGUCUUUGCUUGCUUCCUUCCUUCCUCGUUUCCUUCCUUCUUUGCUUCCUGGCUUCCUUUCUUCCUCGCUUCCUUACUUGCUAGCUUCCCUGCUUAAUUCUUUACUCGCAUCGUUCCUUCCUUGCUCCCUCGGUUUCCUUGCUUCUUUCCUUCCUUCAUUGCUUCAUUGCUUCUUUCCUUCCCUCCUUCCUUCCUUUUUUCCUUCCUUGCUUACUUAUAUUACUCCCACCUUCA